UUUUGCUAUGAUAUUUAGGAAGCUUCAGAAGAAAUGGGAGAAGACAUAGAAGAUGGAGGAAAUAUGGCCAAGGCCAAAGAGUUCACCCGAACAGCUUCCGUGAAAGUUGCAAGAACUUCAAAAAAGGUGUCAAAAGCUGGUGUUGGAUAUACAAAGACCAGCAUCAACAGCAUCGCCUCAGCCUUGCCGGACUCUGAGAUCAUGAUUGUGGCUAUACUGGCGGUGACGAUAUUCAUCAGGGCGGAAGAGGCCCAUUUAAAAAAGUUCUGCUACAACGACGGUUCAGUUGGCUGGAUCAUGUGCGCUAUGGGUUGUUGCGUGGUGGCGUUCUCCAAAUACUCCGACACACGAUCCAUUAUCCACUCCUUCGCUGCCAGCUUUAUCUACCUCCUGAUCCAAGUUUCGCUCAAUUACCCUCCUCUGGGAUGCCUCUUCACCAACGUGGUUGUCGGAGACGGCGAGAAGACCGAAUACUCACCCGAAACAAAGAGUUUCGCUGUGGUCCAAGCAGUGAUAAUGACUAUAUUCGCCAUAGUCUACACCGUCGUGAUCUACAGAAAGAGAGUUGUAGAGGAUGAGGAAGAAGGAGAGGAGUGAGGGAUGGUCGGACUUUUAUUGUUUCUGACAUUAUUACACGAUAGGUAUACUAAUCGGAUUAGGUUUACAGGUCUUUUAAGGUUUAGGAAUAAUCAUUGAUCUUAUAGACAGACUUUAAUGACGGUAUAGCUAUUAAAUACAGAGUAGAUAACGAAGCUGGCUAACUGAAAAAUAGUCAGUAAAGGCUUAAUGUGUAAUUAAAUGUUGACCUCAAAAGUCACAUAAUCCUUUUGGCGAACAUACUUUUAAAAAGAAUUUUAAAACGAUAGUCUGGCGAUUAGCGAGGAAUGUUUGUUUAUCUCGCUGUGCCAUAAUUUUCAGCAAAUUUGUAAGGUUUAUUGAUUUAAUACCUAUUUUGUCUAGGCAAGAAGCUAAAAACCUACCCGCCCACAGUCAUGAAUCUCCUAAUCUGCACAUAAAUAUACAUUUAGUCUGACUAACGGCUUUAGUAAGGUAGGUCGCAUCAGACCAUACUGAAAUAUUGCGAUACUAGCGUCUAGCAACUAGGUACUACGACUUGAACAGGUCUGUCGCUGACUGCGAGAUUAAUCUUCCAAUAUCCAGACAAAUCGCGAUUUCUACACUGCGACAACAUUGUUCUCACGUGCGCAAGGUGGACCAACUUUUGAUUACAAAUCUGGGCCAAAAACUAGCGAUAGCAUUCGAACACUUCGCCGCCACAGCUCCAUUCCGUAGACUUACAAUAAACUUUUGUGAGCUUUCAGUAAUUGCAAGGCUUGAACGGGGCAUAGUCGCUGGGUUGUGUGUACUCACAACCAAAAGGCAUAAGAUCUUGCAACUUGCAUCCCUGUUAUUUUCGUUUCACGAAUAAGUACAAAUAUCUAUCCAUUUAUAUAAAUCGGAUUUAAAAUAAGAAUUGACACCACAUACAAGACGUUUAAUAACGAUCAAUAACUUAGUCAAAAAUUUGCGAACCAGAAAUCAGGCCGUAGCCUAAUAUUCUAUUUGUAUAAUCUUUGGACUUAUUCUCGAAACAAUUGUAAGUUAAUAUCAUAGUGUCAAAAUACUAGUUUAAACAUAAAAAAUAUCAUUCUUAAAACGUAAAAUAUUAAAACGAUUUUGUUUGAGAUAUUUGAUAUUUUCUGAAUGUUUGACAUUUUUACCUUUUUCUUUAA
Molecule: messenger RNA, 1733 nt
Organism: Bolinopsis microptera
Lineage: Eukaryota; Metazoa; Ctenophora; Tentaculata; Lobata; Bolinopsidae
Exons: 2
Coding region: 34-597 (187 amino acids)
Source: RefSeq, a predicted model, not a curated record